This is a messenger RNA of Ipomoea triloba (trilobed morning glory), 1104 nucleotides long. RefSeq lists its product as uncharacterized. The coding region runs from base 1 to 1104 and encodes 367 amino acids. Gene Ontology annotation, molecular function: RNA-DNA hybrid ribonuclease activity; nucleic acid binding. Lineage: Eukaryota; Viridiplantae; Streptophyta; Magnoliopsida; Solanales; Convolvulaceae. The transcript has a single exon. The record is from RefSeq and is a predicted model, not a curated record.
AUGAUUGACCCAAUUUCUGGUUCAUGGGAUCUCCCUAUUCUACAUGAUCUAUUUGACCAUACCGAUGUCGAACGCAUCUUGAAGAUUCCGAUCAGUUCUGAGUAUGAGGACUCCUGGUUCUGGGAUAGAGACCCAAGGGGUUGCUACACAGUCAAGGAUGGGGACAGACGCAUUAUUGGCACCUAUGUUACCACCCCGGGAACUUUUGAUAAUUGGCUACAUCUCUGGAAAAUUAAAUCCCCUACAAAGUGGAAAACAUUUGUUUGGAGAACCCUCACCAAUAUCCUUCCAACCACUACCAACUUGAUUAUAAAAAGGGUGGAUGUUGAUCCACAAUUCCCAAUGUGUGGGAUUGUGCAUGAGAAUAUUAUGCAUGCAUUAAUUUUGUGUGAUUUCUCAAGAUUAGUUUGGCAUGAGUCUACUUUACACAUUUCUAGUGUGGUUGGGGAUGACUUUGGAGUGUGGUUUAAUAAUGUUUUGUCUGUGUUUACUGAGGACGAAAUCCUUGUGACCUUGGCAGUUCUAUAUUACAUUUGGAAGGCUCAAAAUAUGGCUGUUUGGGAAGGUUCGUUGCCGCGGCCGAAACGGACCUGGCAGAUGGCACAAGCAGCUGUGACCGCAUGGCGCCAUGUGCAUCCACUGCAGCACCAGAAUCUUGUAGCUUCAACUCCAGACGUCCCAACAGCUCUCACAUCCCACGUUGGAGUACACCCACCGAAGUGUUAUUUCGAUGCGGGAUUUCAAGCUGCCACGAAGAAGUCGACAGCAGGGGCGGUGCUCAUCUCGGCCGAUGGUGCAUUCCUCGCGGCAUUCAGUGCGCCCUUGGCGGAUUGUUUCUCACCACUCAUGGCUGAAUCUAUGGCAUGCACGGAGGUACUUUCUUGGCUACGAAAUCGGGGGGCUACUUCCGUUGAUCUCUACACAGACUGCUCCAACUUACGUCGUUUGUUAACGACACAGAAUACCAAUCUUUUUUCAUAUGUUGCUUUUUCUAUUGAUGCUGCUAGAACUAUUAUGUCUACUUUUACUUAUUGCUCAGUUAGUUUGAUUCCUAGAACUGCUAAUCAAGCAGCCCAUACUUUAGCAGCCACGGCAUAUGCUUAG